Molecule: messenger RNA, 4173 nt
Organism: Cladocopium goreaui
Lineage: Eukaryota; Dinophyceae; Suessiales; Symbiodiniaceae
Source: the annotation of a GenBank genome assembly
AUGACCGUCCCGCUGUGCUCUGAUGCUGCGGCGGAGGAAUACCGGGGCCUGAUGCUGGAACUGGAGCUAGACGGACACGAGUUGGAGGGGCUUCCGCUGUCCUGGUCGAAGAGCCGCGUGUAUCUGCUGGGGCGGGACGGGCGACUGUGGGACUUUCGUCCUCAGGCGGCCAAGAACUUCCGGCGGACGAAGAACUCGUUCGAGAGCUAUUCGGCCUCGCACAUGCGAUCGCAGCUCACGCGUGAAUUGGGAAGCGGCUUCGAAAUCACCGGCACGGGACAUUACCUGGUGGCCCACCCUCGGGGGCAGGGGCAACUGUGGAGCCAGCGGUUCGAAGAUCUCUAUCGCUCGUUCGUGCAUUACUUUGGCGUGCGAGGGUUUCACCUCGAAGAACCAGAGUUUCCGCUGGUGGCCAUUGUGUGGCCGACGAAGAAUGACUUUUAUCGCUACGCCCGUAGCGAAGGAUCGCAACUACCGCCGAAUGUGCUGGGGUAUUACUCGCCCAUCAGCAAUCGCAUCACGCUGUACGACACGGGGGCCGGUUCUAACAGCCCCGAGGCGUGGAAACUCAACGCCGACACGAUCAUUCACGAAGCCACCCAUCAAACAGCCUUCAAUACCGAUAUCCAUCGUCGCUUUGGCAACAAUCCCAAAUGGGUUGUCGAAGGGCUAGGCACUAUGUUCGAGGCCCCCGGCGUCUGGGACUCGCGGAUGCACAAGAGUCGCGAGGACCGCAUCAAUCAGGGCCGGCUCGAAGGCUUCAAGACCUACCUGAAGACCAGCCGGAAGGUAGGCUCGCUGGCAGAGUUCAUCUCCUCCGAUCGCAUCUUCUUUCAAAACCCCAGCGCAGCGUAUGCUGAAGCUUGGGCCCUGUCGUUCUAUCUCAUGGAGACCCGGCCACGGCAGUUCGCCGAGUAUUUACUCCGAACCGUCGAGCGUGAGCCGUUUGAAGACUACACCUCGCAGCAGCGGCUGGCCGACUUCACCGCCGUGUUCGGCAACGACCUGCGUUUGCUCGAAGCGCAAUUCGUCCGCGAAAUCGUGUUGCUCGCGAAGAACGGCUUCGGUUUCGCUGUCGUACUCUUUCAACGCCCGAGCGAUUCCGAGUCGCACCGCGCCUGCUUGACCGGUGGGGCCACCACCGUUAACGCGGAUGAGAAUAUCGACUUGCUCACCAACGCUGGUGGCGACCAAAGGAGCCAAGGCCGUAUGACGGUCUUGCUCUUCGCAGAAGAAGUUUUCGACAGCGCGGCCAUUGAUGGUCAAUUGGCCACUACCCGGACGGAUCCGAACUCGGGCGAUCGACGAUUUGCGUCGGUUUUGUGCCUGAUGCGGGUGAUCGGGACCCGAGUAGAUCUUCAGCUUUUGGAUCAUCUUCUUGGCCAGCUUGUUCUUCGGAAGCAUGCGUCGCACGGCUUCGCUCAAGAUCAGCUCAGGACGACGGGCGAAGCGGUCUUCGGCCGAUUCGCUACGUUGCCCGGGGUAGCCGGUGUACCAAGUGUAUCGCUUUUGCUCCCACUUCUUACCCGUGAAAGCGAUCUUAUCCACAUUGGUGACCACGACGAAAUCGCCCGUGUCGAUAUGCGGGGUGUAGACCCGGGACCAGAGAUCGCCCCCACCGAGGGCGAGGUUGCCAUGCGAAUCGGUGUCCCCAAAGAAACGUCGCCGGACGAACGCCGCGUUGCUUUAGUUCCCGGCGUGCUUCCGUCGUUGACCAAAGCCGGGCUGGAGAUUGUCGUCGAGUCUGGGGCGGGGCUCCCCGCCGGGAUUGCGGACGAGGAAUUCACCGCCAAAGGGGCUACGAUCGGCAGCCGCGAUGACGCGUUUGCCGCCGAUGUGGUGGUGAGGGUCCGCUGCCUGGGAGCCACUCCCGAGCCGUCGGCAGACCUGGAACGCAUGCAGGCGGGCAAAAUCUGGAUCGCUAUGUGCGAGCCGCUCGGUCAGGCACAACACAUGCAAGAUGCCGCGGCGAAGGGGGUUUCGCUCCUCUCGCUGGAGCUGAUGCCGCGAAUCACCCGCGCCCAGAGCAUGGACGUGCUCAGCAGUAUGGCCAUGCUGGCCGGCUACAAGGCGGUACUGCUGGCAGCUAACACCCUGCCGAAGAUGUUCCCCAUGAUGAUCACGGCUGCCGGAACGAUUACGCCGGCGCGGGUGUUCGUCAUAGGUGCCGGUGUGGCGGGGCUGCAAGCCAUCGCCACGGCCAAACGCCUGGGAGCCCUGGUCGAAGCCUACGACGUGCGGCCCGCCGUAAAAGAACAGGUGGAAAGCCUGGGGGCCUCGUUCGUCGAAAUGGAACUGGAGACCCAAGACGCCCAAGACGCCGGUGGGUACGCCAAGGAACAGGGCGAGGACUUCCUGAACAAGCAGCGCGAAUUGAUGUCUCGGGUUGUGGCCGGCAGCGACGUGGUGAUCACCACGGCCGCCAUCCCAGGAAGGAAGUCGCCCCUGCUGGUGACCACGCCCAUGGUCGAAGGGAUGCACCGUGGAUCGGUCAUCGUCGACCUGGCGGCUGAAGGUGGCGGCAACUGUGAAGUAACUCAAGCUGGGCAGACCAUCGAUCAUCAAGGCGUAACGGUCCUCGGGCCGGUAAACGUCCCGUCUUCGCUGCCUCGCGAUGCCAGCCAGUUGAUCGCCAAGAACAUCGCCACGUUCUUGCUGCAUCUGGUCGAAGACGGCCAGGUGAAAUUCAACACUGAAGAUGAAAUUACCAGUGGAACCUUGGUCACCCGCGACGGCGAAGUCGUGCAUGCGAGGGUUCGCGAAAUACUCGGACUAGCCCCCGUGAACGCUGACUUUAUUAAUCUGGCUUAUCUCGUCGCAGCGGUUCUGUUCAUUCUCGGAAUCCGCGGCAUGACGCAUCCGCGGACCGCCGUGCGUGGCAAUUUGAUGGGCGCCUCGGCCAUGUUGCUGGCCGUUGUGGUCACACUGUUCGAUCAGGCCGUAAUAAGUUUUGUGUGGAUCGCCGUCGGACUGGUCAUCGGGGCCGUAAUUGGUGCAGUUCUGGCCCUGCGGAUCAAAAUGACCGACAUGCCGCAGAUGGUGGCCUUGCUCAACGGCUUUGGCGGUGCGGCUUCACUCGUCGUGGCCGGUGCCGAACUGAUUCGGCUGAUUCCAACCGAAACCCUGGCCGACGACCAGCAAGUAACCAUCGCAGUGGCUGCCAGUGGAAUCAUCGGCUCGGUGACUUUCACUGGAAGUUUGGUGGCCUUCGCCAAACUACAGGAACUUAUCAGCGGAAACUCCAUCAGCUUCAGUGGCCAACAAAUCGUGAGUGGCUUGCUAGCCCUCUUGUCGAUUGCCUGCGCCGUGGGGCUGGUGCUCGAUCCCUCCAGUUCCCUGCUCUAUUGGGCACUGGUCAUUUUUGCCUCGGCCUUGGGACUCUUGCUUGUUCUCCCAAUCGGCGGAGCGGACAUGCCGGUGGUGAUCGCCCUGCUGAACUCCUAUUCGGGGCUCGCUGCCGCGGCCACGGGUUUUGUGAUUAACAACAACAUGUUGAUCAUCGCCGGUUCGCUAGUGGGUGCCUCGGGUUUGAUUCUCACCCGGAUUAUGUGCGUGGCGAUGAAUCGCUCGCUGUUCAAUGUGCUGUUCGGCGUGAUGGCCGAAGGCGGCGAAGUGGCCGACGCCGACGAAGUGUACGCCGGCAAGGUGAAGAGCGUUUCGGCCGAAGAGGCCGCCAUGAUCUUCGAGACGGCUCGUCGUGCGGUGAUUGUGCCCGGCUACGGGUUGGCCGUUUCGCAAGGCCAGCACGCGGUUCGCGACUUGGCCAACUUGCUAGAAACGCGUGGCUGCCAGGUGCAAUACGCCAUCCAUCCGGUGGCCGGCCGCAUGCCGGGGCACAUGAACGUGCUAUUGGCCGAAGCCAACGUUGAUUACGACAAGAUGGUCGAAAUGGACGCCAUCAACCCUCAAUUCGAGAAGGUUGAUAUCGUUCUAGUCAUCGGUGCUAACGACGUGGUCAAUCCUUUGGCCCGCACCGAUCCGAAUUCUCCCAUCGCCGGAAUGCCGGUGCUCGAUGUCGAUAAAGCCAAUACGGUGAUCAUCGUCAAACGAAGCCUGAGCCCGGGGUUUGCCGGCAUCCCCAACCCUUUGUUCGCGGCAGACAACUCCUUGAUGCUCUUCGGCGACGGACAGAAGAUCGUCCUCGACCUGGUCGCAGCUUUGGAAGAAGCUUAA